Messenger RNA from Gopherus evgoodei (Goodes thornscrub tortoise), 10892 nucleotides. It is a transcript of the gene IQGAP3, whose product is annotated as IQ motif containing GTPase activating protein 3. Gene Ontology annotation, cellular component: cytoplasm. The record is from RefSeq and is a predicted model, not a curated record. Gene Ontology annotation, biological process: regulation of GTPase activity; regulation of actin cytoskeleton organization. Lineage: Eukaryota; Metazoa; Chordata; Testudines; Testudinidae. Gene Ontology annotation, molecular function: calmodulin binding; GTPase activator activity; actin filament binding.
CCGGGCGGAGCGAGAUGGAGCCGGCGGCGGAAUCCGGGCCGGCCCGGACGGGCUAUGAGCGUCUCACCGCUGAUGAGAUGGAUGAGCAGAGGAGACAGAAUGUCGCCUAUCAAUAUCUCUGUCGCUUAGAGGAAGCGAAACGAUGGAUGGAGGCUUGUUUGAACGAGGAGCUGGCCUCCCCUACGGAGUUGGAGGAGAGCUUACGGAACGGGGUCAUCCUUGCCAAGCUGGGACACUGCUUUGCACCAGACAUCAUCCCACUGAAAAAGAUUUAUGACCGUGAGCAGAUGCGCUAUGAGGCAACUGGACUUCAUUUUCGACACACGGAUAAUAUCAACCACUGGCGCGAGGCCAUGGCCCACCUGGGGCUUCCUACGAUCUUUCACCCGGAGACAACAGACAUCUACGACAAGAAGAACAUGCCACGGGUGGUCUAUUGCAUUCAUGCUCUGAGUUUAUACUUGUUUAAGCUGGGGCUGGCUCCACAGAUCCAGGAUUUAUACGGGAAAGUGAACUUUACAGAGGAGGAAAUUAACAACAUGAAGCGGGAGCUGGAGAAAUACGGCCUCCAGAUGCCAGCCUUCAGCAAGAUCGGCGGGAUUCUCGCCAGCGAGCUCUCCGUGGAUGAGGCGGCAGUCCAUGCCGCCGUCCUCGCCAUCAACGAAGCCGUGGAGAGGGGGGUGGUGGAGCAGACCAUGGUGGCCCUGCACAAUCCCAGCGCCAUGCUGCUCAACUUGCGAGAGAACCUCGCUGCCGUCUACCAGGAGAUGUUGUUCCAGGUGAAGAUGGAGAAAGCUGGCAAUGCCAGGAACCGGUACCUGCAGGAGAGCCCAGAAAGCGAGGAUAUUUACGACCGGUGUCUGACUCAGGCUGAAAUACAAGGGAACAUCAACAAAGUCAACGUGCACGGAGCGCUGGAAUACGUGGACGAUGCUCUGGAGAGGCAGGACCCUCUUGCUCUGUGCCGGGCCCUGCAGGAUCCCGUCCUGGCCCUGCGUGGUGUGCAGCGGGAAAACGCAGCCUGGUACUUGGAUCAGCUAAAUACUGAUCGGGAGCAGAAAGCGCUGGAGCUGGGCUACGUGGACCUGCUGGAGCAGGAGGAGGUGCAGGCGGGAGUCUACGCAGCCAAUGAGAGAGGAGAUCAGGAACACGCCAUGAGGCAGGCCGUGAGCCGAAUCAACGCUCGAUCCGCACGGGGGGAGGCGAUGGAGACGGUGCGAGAAUUGAUGAGCCCUGAGGCCCAGAUGCAGGCGUUUCCCUUCGCCGCCCAGCUGUACCAGCACGAGCUGUCCUGCUACAGCAACACCAUCCGCAGGGUGAGUUGGGGCAGGAGGACACUGUACGUUGCAGUGGAGAUGCUCUCGGCUGUGGCGCUGAUCGACCGGGCACUGGAAGCUGGGGACGUCUCUGGAUUCUGGAGUAGCCUGGUCAGCCCUGCCCUGGGCCUAUCUGAUAUCGAGGAUGCAAACGCACAGCGCUAUUUUGACGACUUGUUGAAACUGAAGCGCCGGUCUGGGAAAGCUGGGGUUGCGUUCCUGAGCUGGAACGACAUCCAGGCCUGUUGUGAACAGCGCCAACUUGGCGGUUGCAAGACGAAAACGGACAAGAUCCUCGCCAUCAGACUGAUCAACGAGGCGCUGGCGCAGGACGACCCAGAGAAGACGCUCACUGCUCUGCUGCUGCCCUCUGCCAGGUUCUCUGCCGUGACGCUCCCAGGAGCGAGGCGUUACCACGAUGUGCUGACCGCCGCUAAGCAGAAAGCCCAGGUGACUGGAGAUGAUGGAGCAGCUCUGGUGGGAGGAGAUCAGCAAGGGGUUUCCAAGGCCAAUCAGGACACCGAGGCAGCCAGGAGACUGGCUCUCGGCAUUGCUGCCAUCAACCAGGCCAUAAAAGAAGGAAAGCCGGCUCAGACGGCGCGCGUGCUGCGUAACCCGGACGUCUCCCUGCGCGGCAUCGUGGCAGAAUGUGCAGGGGCCUACCAGGCACAGCUUGCCGCCCUCCUGGCUGCCAAGAGACAAGCAGGAAACGCCAACCACAACUGGGUCAGACACCAGCUGAAAGAUGGCAGCGUGUAUUACUUCAGCCUGCAGAACUUCGAAGGCAGCUGGGAGCGGCCGCAUGACUGUGUCCUUAACUCCACCCACCUCAGCCGGGAGGAAAUCCAGUCGACGAUCACAGGAGUGACUGCGGCCCACGAUCGGGAACGCCUCUGGGAAUCCAACGCAGGAUUCGUCGUGAGGCUGCAGGCCCGCAUGAGGGGCUACCUUGUCCGCCAGGAAUUCGUGGCCCGCAGACAUCUGUUGCAGGAGCAGUUACCAGCUGUUAUCAAAAUUCAAUCAUGCUGGAGAGGAUACAGACAGCGCAGAGAUUACCUGCAAAGAUUACAGUACUUGCAGAAAACCAGAGAUGCUGUGAUAAAGAUCCAGGCAUACGUGAGGAUGUGGCGAGCUCGUAAAAGGUACCGGGAACGACUGCGCUACUUCAGGAAGAACAUUAAUGCUGUAAUUAAAAUCCAGGCUUUUGUGAGAGCUAACAAGGCCCGUGGGGAUUACAGGAUGUUGGUCCACGCCAGGGACCCACCACUGAGCAUCGUCCGGCAUUUUGUCCACCUGCUGGAGCAGAGCCAGCACGACUUCUGGGAGGAGUCAGAGCUGCUGAAGCUGCGGGAGGAGGUGGUGAAGAGGAUCCGCUCCAACCAGCAGCUGGAGAGCGACCUCAACCUUAUGGACAUCAAGAUCGGGCUUCUGGUUAAGAACAGGAUCACGCUGCAGGAGGUGGUUUCCCACUGCAAGAAGCUGACGAGAAAGAACAAAGAGCAGCUGUCGAACCUGAUGGCCAUCGACAAGCAGAAGGGGCUAAAGUCGCUGAGCAAGGAGAAGCGCCAGAAGCUGGAGGCCUAUCAGCACCUCUUCUACCUGCUGCAGACCCACCCUGUGUACCUGGCUAAGCUGAUUUUCCAGAUGCCCCAGAACAAGUCGACCAAGUUCAUGGAAUCGGUGGUCUUCACGCUCUACAACUACGCAUCCAACCCCAGAGAGGCCUAUCUGCUCCUUCAGCUCUUCAAAACCGCCCUGCAGGAGGAGAUCAGGUCUAAAGUCGACCAGCUCCGUGACAUCCUAACGGGGAACCCCACCGUGAUCCGGCUGGUGGUGAGCUUUUACCGGAACGCCCGCGGGCAGAACGCCUUGCGCCAGAUCUUGGGCAGCCCCGUGCAGGAGGUUCUGCAGGACAAAACCCUCAGCAUCCGCACCAACCCCGAGGACAUCUACAAGGCCUGGAUCAACCAGCUGGAGUCUCAGAGCGGACAAAAGAGCAAGUUCCCAUAUGACGUUAGCCCCGAGCAGGCCCUGAGCCACCCCGAGGUUCAGCGUCGGCUGGACAUCUCCAUCCGCAACCUCCUGGCAGUGACGGACAAGUUCCUCUCUGCUAUCACCUCUUCUGUGGACAAAAUUCCCUACGGAAUGCGUUACGUGGCCAAAGUCCUAAAGACGUCCCUGGCUGAGAAAUUUCCAGCCGCCGGCGAGGAGGAUAUCUGCAAGAUUGUCGGGAACCUGCUCUAUUACCGUUUCAUGAACCCAGCUGUGGUGGCUCCGGACGGCUUCGAUAUCGUUGAUAUCUCUGCCGGCGUGGCCCUGCACCCGGAGCACCGGCGCAACCUGGGCUCCAUUGCCAAGAUCCUGCAGCACGCGGCGGCCAAUAAGAUGUUCGAGGGGGAAAACGGCCAUCUGCGGGUGGUGAACCAGUACCUGGAAGAAACCCACUCUAAGUUCAGGAAGUUCAUCUGUGCUGCCUGUUCCGUCCCUGAGCCGGAAGAAAGGUUUAAUGUGGAUGAGUACUCGGAGAUGGUAGCUGUGGCCAAGCCAGUCAUCUACAUCACAGUGGCGGAGCUCAUUAACACCCACAAGCUGUUACUAGAGCAUCAGGACUCCAUUUCGCCCGAUCACAAGGAUCCUCUGCAUGAGCUUCUGGAAGACCUUGAUGAGCUGCCUACUGUCCAGUCUCUAAUAGGCGAGAGCGCUCCGAAUCCGGGUGGUGAUAGCCCCGAGCAAGCACUGGCCCAGCUCGGAAAGCAGGAGGUCUCGCUCACCCUCACCAACAAGUUCGAUGCAGUGGAGGCCAGUAGCGAGGAGGCGGAUACAAGGAGCUUGCUGCUGAGCACCAAACAGAUGCUAGUGGAUGUGAUCCAGUCCCAGCCAGGGGAUUCCCUCCUGGAGAUCUUACAGACAGCUGCAUCGGAGGAUCAGGAAGCCUUCCAUCACCACCAGAUGCACAGACGGGCCCUGCGCGAGGCCCAGACCCCGGACAGGUUGAAACGCAACCGCUCCCUGGCUGGCAACAGCCAGCUCUCCAUGGAAGAGAAAAAGCGGAAAGUCAUCCGGAACCUGCGGCGCUUGGAGAACCUGGGGGUGGUGGACUCGGCCAAUCAGUACCAGGAGAUCAUCAAUGAGAUGGCCAAGGAUAUUCGCAAUCAACGGCGUUACCGGCAGCACCGCAAGUGGGAGCUAGUGAAACUGCGGCAGACCCUCUGCGGCCUCAACUCCAAGACCUCGUUUUAUGAGGAGCAAAUCGACUAUUACAAUCAGUACAUCCGCACGUGUCUGGACAACCUGGCUGCCAGCAGCAAGCUCAACGGAAAAAGCAAGAAGCAGCAGUCGCAGCACUACACGGCGGCGCGGCUCUUUGAGAAGGGCGUAUUGCUGGAGAUAGAAGAUCUGCCUGUCAGCCAGUUCCGGAACGUGAUUUUCGACAUCAUUCCGUGUGGGGAAGCUGGCAAGUUCCAGGUGAAGGCCAAAUUUAUGGGGAUCGACAUGGAGAAGUUCCAGCUCCACUAUCAGGAUCUGCUGCAGCUUCAGUAUGAAGGUGUGGCCGUCAUGAAGCUCUUCGACAAGGCCAAAGUCAACGUCAACCUGCUCAUUUUCCUCCUCAACAAGAAGUUCUUCAGGAAGUAGCAGGGGGGUGGGAUGGGGGGGAGGGAGGGAAUCUGCCAAAGAGAUUUCAGGGACAGAAUCUGGCUUCUGAAUGGUACCUUGCUAAGGAGAGGGGAAGACUACAGAGCCGGAGCCAUUGCCGUUAACUCUCUUGUGCCCAGAACUGGCACACUCGAGCUCUUCUACAUCAAGCUGUAUCUUGUUGCUUUGGGGGUUAAAUCUGGAUCCCAGCAUACACGUGGGGGGUGAGGGGGAGAUGCUUGUGCCUCCCCUAUUCAGGGGCUGGCGCAUGCUCGGGCAGAGCACCCCUUACAGCUGUCCUUUUUGUUGCAAUGGUCCCUAGGGGGCUUUGCAGUGGUCUAGAAUGACUGGUGUGCAGGUCUGCCCCAUCUGUCUGCCCCCUUGCAGCUGUGGGGCUUAUGGCUGAUCUGCAGUCCCUUUUGCGGCAAUCGAGCGGGUGCCCCAGGGUCUGAGUCCUCAGUGCCUUAUCCAUGCUGCUGCUGCUGCUUUGGCUAGAUAGGCAACACUAUUACUCCAAGCUGCCGCACACUUCCUACGAACAAGGCGAUUGUUUAUUUUAUUUUGUGUGUUUUUAACUAGGCUGAGACUUUUUUACGCAUUGAGUUGCUGAGCUCCGGCUUAUCCCUUCUCAGCCACGCGAGCACGAGGUUGGAUAUUUUUUCACGCUGCCCCCGCUGCGGGUGAAACCAGUGAGGCGGGUGAAACCAGCGAGACGCGUGAGAGCUCUUGCUCUGCACCGACGCGUGCAAACGAUCCACACACCACGUGUGGGUCCUCUCCCAGGCGGGGUCUCUGCUGAACGGCAGCGGAUCAGUCUCAGGCCUAGCUGAAUAGCUGGUAUUGGGCUACUCUUAGCACAAGGCAUGAGUGUGUGUGUGUGUGUGAGGGGUUAGCAGUCUCUGUGACUUUUUAAUGGAUAUUUAACCCUUUUUUUACACUAGUAUUUUUAGAUGUUUUGAGUUCUGAGUUUAGUUCUCUCAGGUCACUUUGUCAGUGGCUGUUUGACACUGAGGGUUUGUAGGCUGUAGACUUGAUCUUUCGCUUUUUUUUUUUAAAGAUACAUUGAUUGUAAUUAUUUUUUCCCUACCCCAGCAAAAAACCCCCAGCUACCUCUGUUUUUUCUCAGUCAGAAUUAGCUUGCCCAUAGAUGAAGAAAAAUCCCAUAAAGCUACCAGUGCUGGCCACCCUACAUUAAUAAACACUGUGGGUGCGCUGCCUGAGACCCAUGGGUAGCCCUACAAUAAUAAACCAGUGUGCAACAGAGAGCAGCUGAACCCUAAUUAAGGCCACUAACUUCAUUUUAAAGGCUCCAAGGGGUUCCAGUGGGGAAAAAUGGAUCAACAUAGCUCAGCUCACCAAUUGCAAUCUGUCGUAAAGUGCAGGGCAAGGGGGUAUGGUCAUGUCAAAAUUAGGGGAGACCUCAAGGGUGUGAUUUGUUUGUUUAAAUCUUCAUGUUCUCUGGGUGGUGUGUAGCCCUGGCAAAUGGAAGGAAUUUGGGGGGUGAAUCAUUGUCCAUCUUGGAAGGCUAGGAAAGAGGGUAAACGUGAGUGAUUAACAUCUGAUAGAGGUGACUCUGGAAUGAAUAAUCCUGAGGGCACAGGAAGGGAAGUGCAAACUAGGCCCUCGGUCUUGUGAGACACUCACAUCUGUGUUUAAGCACAAGUGCUGCUAUUGAUUUGAACGGGGGGCAGGAGGGUGGUGCCUGCUCACCCCAGUCAUGGCCCAGCACUCUGUGGUGCUAGGCACUGUCAAAAUGCAAAGACAGCCCCUGCCCCCGAGAAUUUUCAAUCAAAAGUGCCACAAGAGUGAGUUGGUGCUCGAAGCUGAGCGUGCGCGUUUGUGGGAGCAGGGGCGCGGAUGGCUGAUGCCUGUACUAAAAAGCCCCCCUCUUUCUUGCCCCCUUAUUUACUCUGAAUUUUUCUUUUAAAUAACUUUUAGAACCCCAUUAAGACGCUAAUGAAACCUGCCACCCUAGCACCAGUAACACUGCGCUGCCUGUGCCGAGGAAUGUAUUGAGAAUGCUUACAAGUGCCUGGUAUAGUCAGGCAGCACAACAAGCCAGUGAACGCUUGAAAUUACUUGUGUUUAUAAUAUUGUGUCACGGGUGGGCGGGACACUUCACAGGGCUUGUCUUUACAGCAGAGUGAACUCGAGUUCUGGCCCUAGGUCAGAUUCCGUCCACAUGUGCGCACACCCCCUUUAACUCAGGUCGGCUCAGUCAUGAGCUACACCUUGAUUUAGCCCAACACGUCAGCUAUCACAGUUGCUCUGGGCAGCAUAAGCAUGAGCAGCCACACUGGAGCGAGGCUAGCUCGAGAGGCCUGACCCGAGUCUGCAGCGAAGACAUCACCAUAGAUAAGGCAGUGUGGUUCAGUGCCCUGGCAGCCAGGAGACUAGGGUUCUAUCCACAGCUUGGAUGUGCCUCAGUUUCCCUCUGUGUAUAACAGGGGUAGUAUAAUAAUACCUACUUCAUUAUAUAGAUAACCAUUUAACAUCCACCCGUAUAAAGCAAUUUGAGAUCUGGGGGUGAAAAGCCUUGUGUUAAUGCCAUGGGUUAAAACGGGCAGGUCUCUGCCCAACUGAUCUUAGACUAGAUACUAGAUACAUAACUCUUAGGAUGCUGGCGUUUUCCAUACUGCUUGCCAAGGCAUAUUGCUGGCCAGAUCCUCAUCUGAUGCAAAUUGGCAAUGGAGCGUGGCUGACUUACACCAGUUGAGGCUCUGACCCUGCAGGUAUAAGGGUGCAGCCUUCAAAAGGCAAGAGAUAUUCCCUGAGUUUGAUGUUCAUGGUAACGAAGGACAAUUGCUUUAGCAGCUGUAGGAAAUUUAGCUAAAAAUCCAGCUUCAGUGAUGAACCCUUUUCUCCUUUGCUGAUACAAUGACACCUACUGGCCUAAGAGACUAUCGCCUUUUAAAAUGCAUUUCGGCUUCAACCUUUUUGAAUCUGGGACAGUGAGUUGGCGUUAGCUUAACAAAGCAGUUUUAUACCAAUUAGCCUUUUAUUUUAUUUUUCCAAUUGCAUCAUGAUUUUGCAGAAGCUGGGUAGUGAGGUACUAUUAAAUCGUAUAUUGUUUUUAAAAGGACUAGGAGUUAUGGUAGAUCAAACUGAGUAUGAACCAACAAUGUAAUGGUGGAAUUGCAAAAUAGGCAAAUAUCAUUCUGGGGUGUAUUAACAGGAGUGUCGUAUAUAAGACACAGGAGGUAACUGUUCCACUCUACUCAUCAUGAGUGAGGCCUCAGCUGGAGUCCUGUGUUCUGAUCUGGACACUACGCUUCAGGAAAGACAUGGAUACAUUGGAGAGAAUCCAGAAGAAGCAACACAAAUGAUCAAAGGUUUAGAAAACCUGACCUCUGAGGAAAUGCUAAAAAACCUGGGCAGGUUUAGGCUUGAGAAUAGAAGACUGAGGGGAAGGAAUCAGUCUUCAAAUAUGAUCAGAGUGAUGUACGAUCAGAGUGGUCAAUUGAUCUCCAUGUGUACUGAAAGUAGGACAAGAAAUAAUGGGCUUAGUCUGCAGUAAAGGAGAUUUAGGUUAGGUAGUAGGAAAAAAAAGUCUCAGGUGUACGUCAUCCAUGAUCAUCUCACCUGGCUGUUUCAUAACCUCCUCAGCUGUUAGAUUUAUACUACACUCCAUCUGAAGAUGGAGCCAGCUCUAAACUUAGGACUCCUGGAUGUCCUUUGUGCUGGGAGCUGUACAUACAUGUGGUCAGGGACAAUCCCUGUCCCCCAGAGCUUCGGCCAGGUCUGCACUAAGGUAUAGCUAUGCCAGUGCACUAUCCUGCCAACGUGCUCGUAGUGUGGAUGCAGCCUAUACUAGCAAACCUGCACAGUUAGCAAUAUCACUUAUUGCACUCCACCGCUGAGUGAAACAAACAUGGUUUUGCCAGUGUAACUGGAUCAGCACUCAGGCUUUCUGCCGGCUCAGCCAUGUAGAUCAGAAAUCACUCUGGAUUGCCAUUGCUACGUCAGUAGAAGGCUGUAGUGUAGACAUGGCCUCAGUCUAAAUAGGCAAGAUAGACAAAAGUUGAGAGAAAGGGAUGGUUUAUCUCCAGGUUGCAGAUGGGGAGCCGAUGUAUGUUUACACAGCCCACAGCAGCGACUCAGUCCACAGACUUGGGUUCACACUCGUGCUCGAAAACUAUGUAGGCAGCACUUCAAAGUUGGAGCGUAGGGGCUGAAGCCCCCUCUGCUCCUUGGGCUUCACAGCCUGACCCCCAACCUGAGCUGCCCACACAGUUGUUUUUAGAGCGCUAGCUCCAGGCGGCUGACCCAGACAUACACAGAGUGGCUGGGCUUGAUUCUCUGUUGCCCGGAUCCUCAGAGCCCUUUUGCGCCCAGCCAGAAUGAAUGUAAAAUGCUACCCUGCUGUAGCAAUGUACACCCUCUGCCAGGCAACAGAAUCGAGCCUGCUUUCACUCCAGAAGCUGGGACUUGAGACCCUGGUCUGAGUCCCGAUCCAGCGCCUUAAACCGCUAGGCUCUCCAAUUACGAGGGUGCAGUGGGGAUUUAUGCUCAGAAAUUCUGCCAGUUCCAUAAGGCUGCAGCCUUGCAGGGGCCAAGUCGUGUUCCCUUGAUGAUGCCAGGGCAGCGCAAAGAAGUCUUUUAAAGCGGAUGUAAACCAGUCACCCUCGUGGUUGUGAGGCUAAGCGCACUGAAGAUUGCAAGGUGCUUGGGUACUAUGUUAUUGGAAGGCAGAUCAGUACCAAAGACACUUAAAGGGGCCUUAAUAUAAACGAGACUUGUGCUCGAAGGGCUCCCGAACCUGGCCAAACACAAGCUCUCCUACGGCGAAGCGCCGUCAGGAUUCUGCCUGCAUGGCUGAAACAGGACCGGCUCACCCAUCCAGCCCGGCUGCUGUGUUCCUCGCUAUUUCUAGUUAGAGCUGAUGCUGUUUGGAAUCUGUUCUAAAAUGUAGCAUCAUUAGAACUAAACCCGUCGCUGCCGCUGCUUUCCAUGCUAUGAUGCAUGUUGGAUUUAGACUUCUGACCAGCCCAAUGGCCGGAAAAGGCCUAAGACAUCCAACAUUUUGGGGGCUGUUUCAGUUGGCUUUUAACCCAAACCAAAGGCCCUGGGACGCGCUUUUUGUCUAGUGAUGUUGCAGUCAACCAAUUGCCAGCUGUUCUAUUAGGGCCCAAUCCUGCAGGGUGCUGAGUGCACUGGCCCUGAUCCGGGAAAGCUAAGUGUGUGCUUAACUGCUAAGUAGGUGACUAAUCCCAUUGAAGCACAUGGGGCUAUUGGCCAUGCUUAAUGGGGGCUAAAGUGCUCUGAACUGUCAAGGAUCCAGCCCCCAAAUAGGCCUGACCCUGCCAGGUUUGCACAUGCUCCAUUCCCUUGAGACCAGACCCUGCUCCUCUUUGCAUUGGAGUAAACCAAGAAUAACUCUGCAGAAGUCAGCAGCGUUUCACUGCUAGAGGGAAAAAAUGGCGAGCAGAACUGGGUUGGCAGACGUCAGUAGGGAUAGGGAGCGCUGGGGAUCGCUCAGAACAGGGUCCUAAAGAGAAAUCCUGGUAGCAAUCGAGGACCUGACCCUCAUUUACACUCAGGGCCCCCUUCGCACCACUCUGGCAGUAAAAGGAGCUUCAAAUGAGUCUAAAUUACAGUUGAGGCCUGAUAUUUUAACUGUAACUUACUGAAUCUUAGUCUCCAUUACUCGGCUGGUGCAGCACAAACGGGCCCUGUGUGUGAAUGAGGAUCAGACCCUCACACCUAUGCAUUUAUUCAUGUAACUCACGGUGUUGUCCUGCUGCUCUGGUUAUUCUCUCACAGAGGGGUUAAAUGGGGAACUGUAAAUCUGUCUGUCUUGGAGCUCUGUUCCUGCAGUGUCUGUGGGAGGAAUUUUUGUCUUUUUGUCAUUCGAUUGCUGUACGUAGUGUGUUAAUCCUGCCUCUCCAGGCUUGUGCCCAGUGUAUUCAAAUCUCCAUGGCUUCUCUGUGCCCACGCCUCACU